Molecule: messenger RNA, 397 nt
Organism: Rhizophagus irregularis DAOM 181602=DAOM 197198
Lineage: Eukaryota; Fungi; Glomeromycota; Glomeromycetes; Glomerales; Glomeraceae
Source: RefSeq, a predicted model, not a curated record
UAAAUAAUAAAAAAAUAUGCUACAAUUGAUUCAAAAUUGGGGUGAUAGGACUAUAAACAUUUCAAGAAGAUUAUUGAGAAAUCACCCUUUAAUUAAGUUUAUCAUUCGUAUCAUUGCGAUAUGUGUUAUUUUCGCGAUUAUGCCCAUAUUGUGGCUUUUUAUCGGAUUAAUUAUUUGGAUUUUGUUCAUCAGUACGAGUAUGUUCGGUGUCGAUUUCAUUUAUUUGAUGAAGACAGGAAUAUUUUACAAUUUUUAUUGACUCUUCAAUAGUUUGCAUUGUGGGAUUCUUUAUUCCAAUCGCAAUAUUUUGUGAAUUUUUUAAUAGGUUACUGAUAUGGGUUAAUCAAAUAAAGUAUCUGUAGAAGUUUAAUAAAGUUUUUUUUUUAAAAAAAAAACU